CCCAUUGUGAGGAACAAUGUCUCCUUCCGUUUAUCACACGUCAGAGAACGCUGAUGGUGGAACUCCAGCUGAGGAGUUUUCUUCUGUUUGAGGGUGUGAACAGCAGAGGUUACUGCUGACAGUGAUGGAUGUGGGGACAUCAGUGGAGAAGACAUUCACGUGGUUUCUUCAGAGGGACGAACCUUUCUGAGGGCUCUGACUGUCCAGGUGAGAAUACACCUGCUCCUGAUCCACAGGUGAAGUGGGAGGGAUCUGAGGGUCUCCAGGUGAUCCAUGGAGCUGUUCUGAUGAAUGAACCAAAGAAACAGAGAAGGAUCCAUGAUGUCAUCAACCGUUUACCUGAGAGGAGUCUGAUGCAUUCUGGGAAAUACAUGAACUUGAUCUGCUCAGCUGAAGAGUUUGACCAAAUGAGCUUUUAGUUUAGAGAAAGUUAUUUCCGUUUCAAUAGAUGAAUCAAACCAACUGAGAACAAAUUAAAUAAAGUUAAAAAAAAAAAAAAGUCUCCAUCCGCCGGCUGGUGACCCGGAUGUAAACCCGCAGCGGACACGCCGCCCGCCGAAUCCACCGACAUGCUUCUGAAUUCCGGUGGAAGCCCGGCUCUGAGCUGAACGGACACCGGCGGAGGACGCGGAGCAGCGCGGCAGUUACCGAAGCUGUUUCUCUACUGGACCCCGGAAGCGCGGCAGAACCGGGACGGACGCCCAGAGACGGAGGGCGCGUGGCUGAAGUGUUGACGUUGCAUCACGGUGUCAUCAUCUGGAGACACGCGCCAGUGUCGCCUGUGUCACCUGUGAGUCUGCAGGGGGAGGGGCCUUCACUGGUCUCGCCCCGCCCCCCCAGCAGAUGACAGGGGCCCGCUCCCCUGCAGCAGAGUGCCCCCCCGGACCACGGCUAACCACCAAUGGCCUGCCAGUCUGUCGCUGCCGUCAUGGACGAACAGGCCCUGCUGGGGCUCAACCCCAACGCCGACGCCCCCUACAGGCAGAGGGCCAUGGCUUACUUCGAGCAGCUGAAGGAGUCUCCGGACGCCUGGGAGGUGUGUGCCAAGGCGCUGUCUCAAGGACUGUACAGUGACGACCACGUCAAGUUCUUCUGUUUCCAAGUUCUGGAGCAUCAGAUUAAGUUCAGACAUGCGGUUCUGAAUGCGGCCCAGCAGCAGCUCGUCAGGGAGACACUGAUGAAAUGGCUGCAGUGUCAGCAGCUGAUGAACGCUCAGCCCGAGAAGGCCUUCAUCCGGAACAAGGCGGCUCAGGUGUUCGCUCUCACCUUCGUCUGCGAGUACCUGACCCUGUGGCCCAAGUUCUUCUUCGACAUCCUGUCCAUGGUGGGGCUGAACCCCAACGGCGUGGACGUCUACCUGAGGACGCUGAUGGCCAUCGACGCCGAGGUGGUGGACCGGGACAUCCUGCACAGCGCGGAGGACACCCGCAGGAACACUCUGAUCAAGGACACCAUGAGGGAGCAGUGCAUCCCCAGCCUGGUGGAGUCCUGGUUCCAGAUCCUGCAGACGUACCAGCGCUCCCACCCGGAGCUCACCUGCCAGUGUCUGGAGGUGGUGGGGGCCUACGUGUCCUGGAUCGACCUGAACCUCAUCGCCAACGACCGGUUCGUGAACCUGCUGCUGGCUCAGAUGUCCAUGGAGGAGCUGCGGGAGGAGGCCUGCGACUGCCUGUUCGAGAUCGUCAAUAAGGGGAUGGACCCGGUGGACAAGACCAAGCUGGUGGAGUCUCUGUGCCAGGCUCUGCACGCCGCCGGCUUCUUCAGCGUGGAGCGGGAGGAAGACGUGGACUUCCUGGCCAAGUUCUCCCGGCUGGUGAACGGGAUGGGUCAGAGCCUGGUUCUGAGCUGGACCAAGCUGGUCAAGGCCGGGAGUGCCAAGGAGGCGGGCGCCACGCUGCAGGCGCUGGAGACCAAGGUGCCGCUGCUGCUGCAGCUGCUGGUGCACGAGGACGACGACAUCUCCGCCAACAUCGUGGGCUUCUGCUACGACUACCUGCACGUCCUGAAGCAGCUUCCGCAGCUGACGGAGACGCAGAAGACCAGCAUCGAGGCCAUCAUGCUCGCCGUCAUAAAGAAGCUGACCUAUGAUGAUGAGUACAACUUUGAGAACGAGGGCGAGGACGAGGCCAUGUUCGUGGAGUACAGGAAGCAGCUGAAGAUGCUGCUGGACCGCCUGGCUCAGGUUUCUCCGGAGCUGCUGCUGGAGGCCGUGCUGCGCGUCUUCUCCAACACCAUGCAGAACUGGCAGACGGCGUCGUUCAUGGAGGUGGAGGUGGCCAUCAGGCUGCUGUUCAUGCUCGGAGAGGCUCUGCCGGCGUCACACGGCGCCCACUUCUCUGGAGACACCAUGAAGACCAGCACGCUGCAGGAGAUGAUGAGGACGUUGGUGUCCUGCGGCGUCAGCAGCUACCAGCACUCCUCUGUGUCUCUGGAGUUCUUCGAGACGGUGGUGAGAUACGACAAGUUCUUCAUGGUGGAACCGCAGCACAUACCCGGCGUUCUGAUGGCGUUCCUGGACCACCGCGGUCUGAGGAACAACAGCCCGAAGGUCCGCAGCCGAGUGGCCUACCUGUUCUCCAGGUUCAUCAAGACGCUGCACAAACACAUGAACUCCUUUGUGGAGGACAUCCUGACCCGGAUCCAGGACCUGCUGGCGCUGGCUCCUCUGGAGAACGGCUUUGCGCCGCUGCUGACCAGCGACGACCAGCUGUUCAUGUUCGAGGCGGCGGGCGUUCUGAUCGUGAACGGCGAGAGUCCGGUGGAACGGAAGCAGGCGCUGAUGAGGAGCCUGCUGACGCCGCUGAUGGACGCCUUCCAGCUGCUGCUCGCCAAGCUGCUGCAGGAGACGGAGGAGGAGCGGCAGGCGGCGCUGGCCGACGCCCUGAGCCACGCUGUGGGCUUCGCCAGCCGCACCAGCAAGGCCUUCAGCAACAAGCAGACGGUGAAGCAGUGCGGCUGCACCGAGGUCUACCGCGACUGCCUGCACUGUUUCCUGCCGGCGCUCAGCUGCCCCGUCCAGCGGGGGGCGCUGCGCAGCUCCGUGCGCUCCUUCCUGCACCGCAUGAUCAUCUGCCUGGAGGAGGAGGUGCUGCCCUUCGUCCCCGCCGCCUCCGAGCACAUGCUGAAGGACUGCGAGGCCAAAGACCUGCAGGAGUUCAUCCCGCUCAUCAGCCAGAUCACCGCCAAGUUCAAGCGGCAGGUGGCGCCCUUCCUGCAGCAGAUCUUCAUGCCGCUGGUGCUCGCCAUCUUUGAGGUCAUGGCGCGGCCGGCGGAGGACAACGACCAGACGGCGGCGCUGGAGAGGCAGAUGCUGAGGAGGAGCUACUUCAGCUUCAUCCAGACCAUGACAGGAAGUGGGAUGAACGAGGUCAUGGCCAACCAGGGAGCGGAGAACAUCGAGCGGAUCCUGUUCACCAUCAUCCAGGGCGCGGUGGACCUGCCGGACCCGGUGGCCCAGAAGACCUGCUUCAUCAUCCUGUCCAAGCUGGUGGAGCUGUGGGGAGGCAAAGACGGCCUGCCGGGCUUCUCGGACUUUACCUACAAGCACAUCGUGCCGGCGUGCUUCCUGGCGCCGCUCAAGCCCACCUUCGACCUGUCGGACGCCCAGACAUGUCUGACGCUGUCGGAGUGCGCGCUCACGCUGAAGACCAUCUACCUGAAGCAGGGAGCCGAGUUCCUGCAGUUCCUGCAGACGGAGUACCUGCCCUCGCUGCAGGUGACGCCGCAGAUCGCACAGGAGCUGUGCCAGGUCCUCCAGCAGCCGGACCUCAAAGUUCUGAAGAACUACAUCAAGGCGUUUUUCCAGAGAGCGAGGCUGUAACAGACCCAGCAGACCGGGACGCCCCCAUACAGGAAGUGGGCUCAGCUGCUUUUGCACUUAAAAAACUGUGAGGGACCCCCCCUCCAUAGAUGAGCUGACCCCCGAGGAGGAGGACUGACCCAGGACCAGAGACACUGCUCUGUCGGGAUGGGGGGGGUCUAUGGGACGGCAGAACCUCAAUGACGUCUGCUGAGGAUUCGGGUCGGCGAGGUCGGCAGUCUGAGAACGUUUCAGGAACGGCGUGGAGACCUGAACCAGAACUGUCAAUAAGGUCAUGGAGAUCGGACUGUUUGGAAACCAGAACCUCAGGUUCUGAUAGAGGACUUCAUCAGAACCGGAUCCACAAUCAUAUGAAGCUGCUGCCACUUCCUGCGGACGGGUGGCCUCGCUGCUGGUUUGGUUUGUAUUUUUCCUUUGACCCGCGGGUCAGAACCCAAACAAAGUUUUUGUUCCUCUGAAGUUUAGCAGGAACGUCUUUGAGUUUGACUUUGAGUUUUUUGGCAUGACUGAGUUUCUGUAGAACCAGGACUGGACCCCCCGCUGUGACGCUCCGAGGAAAGUGCCUGAAUGCUUUCGUUUGAAACGGUUGGAAUAAAUCCUGUGAAGUUUCUCAUCGGGUCAGUCGUUUCCAUGGUAACGUCUGUCUGCUUCUUGUUUUUGCAUUUUUACUUUUCAUGAAUUUAGAUGAAGUAAAAUAUGAACUGAACUCAUGAAA
Messenger RNA from Oryzias melastigma (Indian medaka), 4535 nucleotides. RefSeq names its product exportin, tRNA (nuclear export receptor for tRNAs) (gene xpot). NCBI's taxonomy places the organism in Eukaryota, Metazoa, Chordata, Actinopteri, Beloniformes, Adrianichthyidae. The coding region runs from base 902 to 3820 and encodes 972 amino acids. Gene Ontology annotation, molecular function: tRNA binding; small GTPase binding. Gene Ontology annotation, biological process: tRNA re-export from nucleus. The transcript is spliced from 26 exons. The record is from RefSeq and is a predicted model, not a curated record. Gene Ontology annotation, cellular component: cytoplasm; nuclear pore; nuclear matrix.